GACUUAUGCCUUGGUAUUUGAGGUUGAAUAUCAUGUCGAUACCAUUCAAACUUUCAUUAAGAAACAGUGGUGUUAUGCACGACCUAUUGAUCUUAUUUUGAUGGGGAAGACCAUGAUUUCUUAAUUAUGACUGUUAUCAUUUAAGUAGUGAUGCAAAGAUGUUAUUACAUGUUUUCUGCAGUGAUUAGCAUUUAUAAACUCUAGCAGAUGCCUUUAAUAAUGGUAAUAAUCUGGUCGAACCUAUAAAGUCGUUUAUUAGAAUGCUCUCAUAGAGAAGAGAAUGUGUUGAUCAUCAUUAAUCAUAUUUUUCAGGUUUUUGCUUUGUUACGGUAUUGAAUCGAUACUCAUAAAAAAUAAAAACAGGCAUGUAUUAUUAGUCUUUAUAUAUAUAUAUAUAUAUAUAUCAAAUUUAAUUGUUUUAUACCUUAUUUGAGAGAGAGAGAGAGAGAGAGAGAGAGAGAGAGAGAGAGAUGGAGAGAGAGUUUUUGAAAGGAUUAGAAAAAAAAGGGAAAAAAAGAAAGAAAGAAAUGAUUGGUUAAAAAUGAUGAAAUAAUUAUUAAAUUGGUUUUAAAAUAGAGUUAAAAUAGAGGGUUGAAGAGAGAGAGAGAGAUAGAGGUAGAGAGUUUUUGAAAGGAUUAGAAAAAAAAGGGAAAAAAAAGAAAGAAAAAAAUGUAUGGUUAAAAAUGAUGAAAUAAUUAUUAAAUUGGCUUUAAAAUAGAGUUAAAAUAGAGGUUUGAAGAGAGAGAGAGAGAGAGAGUUUUUGAAAGGAUUAGAAAAAAAAAGAAAGAAAAAAAUGUUUGGUUAAAAAUGAUGAAAUAAUUAUUAAAUUGGCUUUAAAAUAGAGGGUUGAAGAGAGAGAGAGAGAAGUUUUGAAACUUUCCUUGGUUAUCAAAUUUGAGGUGAGAAGUUGAAAAGAAGAAAGUAGAAGGUGACCAGAUGGUGUGAUUUGAGUCAUAAGAUGUACCACGUCAACAUAUUGACAUGGCACAAUGAAGCAACUAUCAGACUUUGGUUUGUUUAGACGAGUGUAGAGAUCCGAAGUAGGUGGAGAUUAGAAUCUUCAAUAGAUUAACUUGACAACAUUUGGUGCAAACAAGUUGCUUUUAAGGAUACCCCAUCACUGACUUUUAGAGAGCCUGCCUCACCCUCACCUCACCCAUAGGCUGAGGAGGGUGUCUAAUAUCAGGGCACGCGUCACUCUUGUAUUUACUCAGUCUCAUCCCUCCCCCUCCAAUUCCGCAGAUAUCCUCAAGACCAUUUCAGAUUUCUCCCACCUAGACUUUUCGGUUAAAAACUUUAAAAGAAAACCACCCAAGCCACCUGCUUUCCACAGUUGGGAUGUGCAUGCGGAGACAUGACCCUUAAAGGUGGGACUAGCCAAGCAUGCGCUGCCUGCAAGUACCAGAGGAGGAAGUGCUCCUCUGAGUGUCCUCUUGCCCCUUACUUCCCUCCUGAUCAGCCCAAAAUGUUUGCCGACGCUCACAGGCUCUUUGGUGUCAGCAACAUCCUUAAAAUUCUCAAGCAAUUGGACCCCACCCAGAAACUCACCGCCAUGCAGUCCAUCAUCUACCAGGCCACCAUCCGUGAGCGCUAUCCGGUUAGCGGCUGCUUGGGUUUGAUUUGCCAACUCCAUUACCAAAUCCGCCAGACCGAGGACGAGCUUCAUGUUGUCCUUUCACAGCUUGAAAUCUGCCGCCAGCACCACCACCAACAGAUACAGAUGGCCUCUGCACCCAGUGAUUCCUCCUCUUCCCCCUUGGAGCUAGGCUGCAGUGCCCUCUCUCUCCAUCAUAACCCUCCUCCUCCUCCUCCGGAAUACAACGCUGUUUCUGUUGCUGGCGGUGGUGAUGGUGGUCUGCCUGUUGGAGUUGGAACCCAUCACCCAUAUUCUCCUACGACCAAUGCGCCUUUCAAUUUUGAUUUCCUUGAUCCCAAAGACAAUUCUCUGAAUCCUGUGUGGCCUCAGAAUUCAUUCAGUAUCACCAACAACAAUGAUGUUCACAAUUCCUUGACAAUCCAGCCUCAACCCGUUGCCACACAGCCCUUACCCCUCCAACCCCAGGCUGCCCAGGAUUAUGAUGAGAUACAUCCAUUCUUCGAUACUUUUGACGACAGACAGUCAUACGUAGAUUCCAAAGAGGCUUAUGAAUCAAGCUCGGAAUCAUCCUUCAAAGAUGCCACCCAGUCCACUGACAAUGUUGCUGAGAAUGAAUUGAAAAGCGCUGCGGCAUGCUUCAGUCUCAUCAGUCUCGGCCAAUGAUAAGAAGUGGGUAGCAUUUCCAGAUUCAAUUGUAUUUCAGUCCUCUGAGCAUUUUUUUUCUAUUGUUUUUGUGUUAAUUUGUUUUCCUUUCACCUUCACCAUUUCAUGACUGUUGUAGUGUUUUAAAUUUCUAUCAUAACUCCCUCUUUCUACAUUUUAAUAAUUCUAUUGAAUUUGAUAGA
Messenger RNA from Vitis vinifera (wine grape), 2442 nucleotides. RefSeq names its product LOB domain-containing protein 27. NCBI's taxonomy places the organism in Eukaryota, Viridiplantae, Streptophyta, Magnoliopsida, Vitales, Vitaceae. The transcript has 2 exons. The coding region runs from base 1355 to 2260 and encodes 301 amino acids. The record is from RefSeq and is a predicted model, not a curated record.